AUGUCUUGUUACCGCCACGUUUUCCGAAGCGCGCCGGCAGUCGCGCUCGCCGAAGUCCAGCGCUGGGGCAGAAGAAACAACGUCCACAAACUCACGCUCCUGGUCCAGACCUACGAGAAGCCGUGUGUGAAAAGAACGCGAAUUGCAGAAGAAAAAGCCUACUACCCGAGGUGGUUCUAUCUGCGCUAUGCAACCGAAGUCAUCAGAUACUCUCUCAAACACCAUCUGCGUUUGGGACAGGGUUUCGAUCCGAACGACGACCAGCGCCUGGAUGGGCUGAAGCCGCUGCGGGUGCCGUCGACGGAGGAGCGCCGCCAGGAGCUCGCAAAAAUGGAAGGGGAACUGGCGAGUGUGCAGAAACAGAUCGUGGAAAUGGACGUCGUUAGCGUCAUCACCGGAGCCAGGAAGUCGCUGGCCUCACAUCCUCUCCACGUCUCGGCGGCAGAUAUUCUCGCGGAGUUGGAAGCGUCGCAAGGGCGACUGCUCUCGCUCUCUGCCUUCCUGCGGCGCUUUUACCGGCCGGGCAACGCCAGCAGUCAGUCGUGGUCCUUGAGCGAGUUGCGGAUUCUUCACCUGCGCCUCGCGCGCUUCGUGAAACUCGUGCUGGACAUACACGCCACGCGAGAGCUCCUCGCGCUCCAGGACGGCAGACACGCCCGGUGGGGAAAGAGCCUCUCGGAGGAGGAAUUGGGGAAACUCUUCGACACAAAGCGCGUCGACCUUCCAAGCUGA
Molecule: messenger RNA, 732 nt
Organism: Neospora caninum
Lineage: Eukaryota; Apicomplexa; Conoidasida; Eucoccidiorida; Sarcocystidae
Exons: 3
Coding region: 1-732 (243 amino acids)
Source: RefSeq, a predicted model, not a curated record